Molecule: messenger RNA, 537 nt
Organism: Funneliformis geosporum
Lineage: Eukaryota; Fungi; Glomeromycota; Glomeromycetes; Glomerales; Glomeraceae
Source: the annotation of a GenBank genome assembly
AUGGCGAAUGGUGACGCACCUAUUGACGAUAACGUGCCUAUUGAUGAACUUCCUCCUCCAGAACGAUUUCCUCCACCUCCAGAACGCCCUCCAGAACACCUUCCAGAACACCUUCCAGAACACCUUCCUUCAGAACUAAAAAAAAUUCUUGAUUCUAUGAGCUCAAGGCAAAGAAGAAUAUAUAAUGGUUCGAAACAAAAAGUCGAAAUAUUGGAAGCAAUUUUAGAAGAAAAAAAAAAUCGUCUAGCAAGUGCAAUGUACUUUACGAGCGAGGAAUCGACCAAAGUUUUCGCUUUAAUUAUAAAUUCCGUCUACUAUUUAGUCAAGUUCAUAAUUCUAAUUAUAAAGAUGGAGCGCGAUGGAAUGAUUUAUAAUAAAAUACAUAAUUUAAUUAUUUUAACACCAACAACAUUAGGAUUAUUGGUGGCGGUGACUCUAGGAAUUUAUGUCCAACCACCUGUUUUAACAGUCAAUUUUGUCAAUGUCGGAAUAGAAACGUCUAAAUUCAUCGCGUUGUUGGUUUUUCGGAUUGCCUAA